Molecule: messenger RNA, 1190 nt
Organism: Drosophila serrata
Lineage: Eukaryota; Metazoa; Arthropoda; Insecta; Diptera; Drosophilidae
Source: RefSeq, a predicted model, not a curated record
AUGAGCACUCGACGCGGUGACAUGGCAUGGUAUAGACCCGGACCCCUUCCGGCAGCAUGGCUGCUGAUGCUGGCACUACUAUUGAUACAGCUAGCAUCUGUGCUUGGAUUUGGCAAUGAGUAUGUUCACAUCAAGGUUCAUGUGCCCAAGGAGGAGGCAGCGGUGGAACCGGACUUGGGCGCCCACAAGGUUAUCCAUCAUUACCACCACCAUCCGCAUCCCCAUCAGUUGUUGAGGUCCCGCUCAAGGCCUCGGCCCAAGCCCAGUCCUCUGCUGGAGAGCGUAAUCCUCUCGGAUCUGGAUAAACCGCUGCACAUGAGCGAGCAUGCAGAUUACUUGAACCACGCUAAGGAACUGGCGGACCACCUCACAGAGACAUAUGCCAAGAAGGCUCCUCCUCCGGCUCCGGUGCCGCCCAAGAAGAAGGUAAAUACGUAUACCAUCAUUGAGGAGCAGCACAGGCCGCACGGCUAUGACUACGAGGAUCACCAGGAGCACAGUGUGGACACCUAUCGGGUGAUUGAGUCGCGUCCCAAGCAGCAGCAGCAGCAUCAUCAUCACCACACCGACGAGGAGGACGAGGAUGUGGGCUAUCACUAUUCAGCGACGAAGACACAUCACCAUGGUCAUCUCCAUGGAAUCGGUGCUUAUGCGGAACCGGCGCCCGUCGAGGAGCAUGUGGAGCAGGAGCCAGAUCAUGGCUACCACUACUCACCUCCCAGCCAUGCCUAUAUUCCGCCAAACCAUAGUCACGCCCAUCGCAGCUCCAAGGCGAACAGAGCUCCAGCUUAUACCCUGGAAGCACCCGAUGAAGCCGCCAACUACGGAUACGACUAUUCCAGACCAGCUGGAGCGGGUGGCAGUAGCAGCGACUUCCGUCCCUCCGUACAGGUGCCAAGCAGCGAUCCAUAUGGGGAUGAGGAGCAGCCGGCGGACACGUACGGAGCACCGCCGCUAUCCCUAGCCACGCGACGACGUCGUCCGCCUCUCGUGGACUGGCCGGAGUCCACGGGAUUCGGCGGCGGCAGUGCUGCAGAUACCUACAGCGGCGUGGACAGCUAUAAUGUAGGACAUGUCCAGGGCUAUGGAUCUAGUGGGUAUCAGUUCCACGGGCCCUAUCUGUAGGUUGUGAGCAGCACCUCGCCUAAUCUAAGAUCUAUUUAUUUAGUGUUUUUUUGUAGUUCCGUAAG